Messenger RNA from Cooperia oncophora, 663 nucleotides. Lineage: Eukaryota; Metazoa; Nematoda; Chromadorea; Rhabditida; Trichostrongylidae. The record is from the annotation of a GenBank genome assembly.
AUGCAUGUUGAUGUAAUAAACACAUGGUUUGUGCUGCUGCUGUUACUUCAUUAUUCGCAGAAUAUUUCUGCGGAAUGUACAGUUAAGCAAAGAGAUUCCAAACUGAGCCUCAGCCCACUAGUACAAUUCUACGGUAUAGACCCUAGCAGUGGUAUUGCGAAACAUGUAUUUCUUUCGACGGCGAGUGCUUUUGAUGGAUUGACAGUCGAUUUACUAAACUAUACGCUGUCAGCAGAUGCUGGCCUCCUUGCUGACAGCAGCAGUUGUCCAGCCGACUGCUUGACGACCUUAACAGCGUACAUGAGCGAAAAAGAGAGGAUGGUAGUGAUGUUGCGCCCAGUUGAUGUAGCGAAUUUUCCUGGUUAUUACAACAUGGACAUUGGUGUGAUAUAUUGCACGACGGCUGCUGGAUACUGUGGUGCAGAUGCUCCCCUUUACCUCUACUACUCUGCUACCUUGAAAGACUAUUACAUUGGACUUGCAUCUGAAAGCCGCUCAAAGUAUUCUGUCCAGAACUCAGGGAAACCGCAUUGCUUUGUAUGGUCGAACAGUUAUACAACGACAACGACGGCUUCUUCAACCACCUUACUGACUAUUAUUAGCACUUCCACAACUGCGGCCACAACUGUGGCAUCCUCCAUCAUCACCAAUGGCUCAAAUACA